UUGUGCGACGUGGCGGCGGCGGAUCACUUGGUGGACCGGGUGCCCGUUCUGGAGCCGUUGCGGCGCUUCGCGGCGAGCAACCGAGCCAAGGGUACGCUGGGCGCCAUCGCCGUGGUGGUGGGAAUCGUGAAGCUCUUCGCGCGCGCGCCCGGUCAGGUGAUCAUCGUCGGCGAUUUCCUGCCGGCGAUCGCCGGCAUGCUGCUGGGAGCGAUGCUCUCUUGA
This is a messenger RNA of Geodia barretti, 222 nucleotides long. The record is from the annotation of a GenBank genome assembly. Lineage: Eukaryota; Metazoa; Porifera; Demospongiae; Tetractinellida; Geodiidae.